AUUUUUCUCGAUAAAUUAUGGCAAGGAUGUGCACGAGGAUGAUUUCGUGCGACUAACGAACCGUGUCCAAGCCUUCCUUAUAAGACAUUGGAACUAAUGAGACUUCAUGAAUAGUAAAUCGGGAGCAACGCAUCAAUCUCGUUCGCUACGAUGAGGCAUCUAGUCGUCGCUCUUAUCAUCGCGUGCACCCUUUCAUCCUCCGUUGUUCUCGCAGAGGAGGUGCAGUAUACUACGAAAUACGACAAUAUAGAUGUGGACGCUGUGAUAAAUAGCGAGAGGCUGUUGAAUGGAUACGUGGGUUGUCUGCUCGAUCGGACUCCUUGCACUCCAGAUGCGGCGGAACUCAAAAAAAAUCUGCCGGACGCGUUGGAGCAUGACUGCGCCGGAUGCAGCGAGAUGCAAAAGAACGCGGCAGACAAAAUCUCUCAUCAUCUGAUCGACCAUAAGCCAAACGACUGGAAACUUUUGGAGGACAAGUAUGAUCCUACCGGAGCAUAUAGACGACGUUACUUGGAGAAUAAGUCUCAUGAAGGAGACAGAUUGGAUUGAAAUCAUUUGCUCGCCUGAUCUUUAAUGCCGACCACGGCUAUCCUCUGGACUUGAUGGUUUAUUGUAAUCCUUGUCACAACAGUUCCAUUUUACAUAACGAACGCGAAAGAUCUAAUCUUUUGCGUUCCAUCAUCUUUUAAUAUGAACGUUUCCCUGUAACACAAAAAAAAAUCAUGAAAAAAAUGUUCGGUUUUUACAUUUCGGUAACAUUUUUUUUUUUAUUUUAACGCGUUUUUUCAAUUAAUUCGCGUACAAGUUUAUAUAUAUAUGGAUAAAUAGGUUUUUACUUUAUUGUUUGUAUACUUGCGAUAAAUAUUCAAUUAAAUAAUGGUAAUCUUUUAUAAUAUUUCAUAAAUAACGAAGGUUCUUUUUACGAGUUCUUUUAUCUAUGUCAUUUAGUUAAAUCACUAAUGCGUGUAUAAAUAAUUUAUUAAAAUGUAUUAUUAUUUCGAUAUUGACAAUAUAUGGGCAAGGAUUCGCCGAUAUGUUUCUCAUGCAGAUUUAUUUUAAUUUAUAAAACUAAUAUAAUAUUAGAAUAGCAAAUAUAGAGAAAAAAAGCUUAUUAGUGAUUAUUAUUAUUAGUGAUGCGCAAUAUUAAAUAAUAAUUUAUUAUAAUUGAUUUGCUGUAAUUUUGCACGUACAUAAAAAUAGAUAUAAAGACCAAUUUAGGCAUAAUUGUUCUUGCAUCACUAGAAAUAUAUAUA
Cataglyphis hispanica is the source of this 1253-nucleotide messenger RNA. RefSeq names its product ejaculatory bulb-specific protein 3-like. NCBI's taxonomy places the organism in Eukaryota, Metazoa, Arthropoda, Insecta, Hymenoptera, Formicidae. The record is from RefSeq and is a predicted model, not a curated record. The coding region runs from base 151 to 549 and encodes 132 amino acids. The transcript is spliced from 2 exons.